This is a messenger RNA of Trichoplax adhaerens, 1763 nucleotides long. RefSeq lists its product as uncharacterized. The transcript has 17 exons. Lineage: Eukaryota; Metazoa; Placozoa; Uniplacotomia; Trichoplacea; Trichoplacidae. The coding region runs from base 1 to 1494 and encodes 497 amino acids. The record is from RefSeq and is a predicted model, not a curated record.
AUGACGUCACCGAAAACGGAACGGACCGGAUUGGGAUCGGUACGGUCUACUGCCUUUGUCACUAGACCGAUUACGUCAGUGACGACGCCUCGUUUACAUCACAACCAGGGCAAAAUGGAGAUUAAGUUACUCAAUGUCAUCUUGAUGGGAUUCGCUUUUAUGUUUAUUUUCACCGCUUUUCAAACUUGCUCGGAAAUUGAGCAACGUGUGUUGAAAAGUGCGGAACAAGAGGCGAAAAUGCAUAAUACCACUUUCACAGCGAGCGGCUAUAAUAGCUUGGCUAUAAUUUAUAGUGUUUUUGCUGCUUCAAAUUGGCUGGGACCAUCAGUAGUUAGUGUUAUUGGUCCAAAAUAUUCCAUGUUAGCUGGAGCUAUUCCUUACUGCUUAUUUAUCGCAUCAUUGAUACAACCUUUGGCAGCAACUCUGUACAUUGCAUCAGCUUUAGUAGGAGUGGGGGCAGGAAUUUUAUGGACGGCCCAGGGUAACUUUUUAACCAUUAAUUCUGAUCCUGAUACGAUCGCUCGUAACAGUGGCAUAUUUUGGGCUUUACUACAAUUUAGCUUACUAUUUGGUAAUUUAUACGUUUUUUUGCAAUUGGAAGGAGUCAGCAUUAUAUCUGAUGAAUACAGAUAUAUCAUCUAUUCAGUUCUUACCGUGGUAUGCGUUAUCGGAACAUUAGGUUUACUAACUUUGCGGAAACCAAAAGUAUCGGUAAAUAAUGCCUGCUACCCUUUACAAACUACCGUUGAUCAAUGUGAUAGUUAUUUAAAGGUACAUGAUAAUUUGCAUAUCAUAAACUCAAAGAAUGCAUCAGAAGAAGGACCAUGGCAAGCUUUUAUGCGAUCUAUUCACUUGCUUACGACUAAGGAAAUGUUACUGCUUAGUGCUGUAUUCGCGUAUACAGGAUUAGAAUUAACGUUCUUCAGCGGAGUAUAUCCAACUUGCAUUGGUAACGCGCGGCUAAUUCACGAUCCAGAUAGAUAUAUUGGUUUAGCAGGAAUAUUUUUAGGCAUUGGCGAGAUCAUUGGCGGUGCCUUCUUUGGAAUAUUUGGUAAAAAAAUACUUCGACAUGGAAGAGAUCCCGUCAUCCUUGUCGGUUUUAUAAGCCAUGCUGCAGCCUUUUUCCUAAUUUUUAUGAACAUACCUAGUAUAGCACCGAUAUCUGCUUCUGAAACUCAUGGUUACUUAAUCGAGCCAAGUGCUACCUUGGCUGUAGCUUGCUCCUUCUUACUAGGAUUGGGCGAUAGUAGUUUUAACACACAGAUCUAUUCUAUCCUUGGAUUUAUGUACACUGAAGAUAGUGCACCAGCUUUUGCAUUAUUUAAAUUUGUGCAGUCAUUAUUUGCGGCUAUUGCGUUCUUUUACAGUGGGCAUGUAAUGCUGCAAUGGCAAUUAUUGGUCUUGGUGAUCAGUCUUUUCUUUGGAACUUUAUGUUUCUUCUUGGUGGAAUGGAGCACAAGUAAAAUGGCCAGACAGGGUUACAUAUCUAUAUAACUAAAAUGAUCAACCCCUUAGAGAUGUUUAAAUCGCAAUAAUCUUUCGAAAAAUGAAUGGCUACAAUAACACAAUUAUUUCAAUUUAAUGCAACUCUUUUCAUCUUGUCAACGAUUAUGUCAAUUGCAUACAGUCAUUUUCUUCAUCUGUUGAUAAUCCUAUUAACUAAGAAGAAUAUAACUAAAAAUUGUAUAAUAGUACAUCAAUAAACUACUCGCGAAAUAGUGCAUCUAAAUAAUAUCAAUUUAGAAUAUAAUAAUAAGUUUUAC